This is a messenger RNA of Prunus dulcis (almond), 1065 nucleotides long. Its product is annotated as cyclin-C1-2-like. Gene Ontology annotation, cellular component: mediator complex; nucleus. NCBI's taxonomy places the organism in Eukaryota, Viridiplantae, Streptophyta, Magnoliopsida, Rosales, Rosaceae. Gene Ontology annotation, molecular function: cyclin-dependent protein serine/threonine kinase regulator activity. The record is from RefSeq and is a predicted model, not a curated record. Gene Ontology annotation, biological process: positive regulation of transcription by RNA polymerase II. Bases 90 to 851 code for a protein of 253 amino acids. The transcript has 9 exons.
AUUUCUACUUGCCCGGUAAUCAGAAUCUGAAGCGAGGAAGUAAUUGACGGUUGGGGGAACUCAGACACUUUGAAUCUCCCAGGAAAGAAAUGGCUGCCAAUUUCUGGACGUCGUCCCACUACAAACAGCUUUUCGACCAGGAAGAUGUGGAUGUGGUCUUCCCACUUGAUAAAGAGAAAGGCAUCACUCUUGAAGACUUCAAGCUCAUAAAGAUGCAUAUGGCCAGCUAUAUAUCAAAAUUGGCACAACAUGUAAAAGUGAGGCAAAGGGUUGUAGCUACUGCAGUUACAUAUAUGAGACGAGUGUACACCAGGAAGAGUAUGUCUGAGUAUGAUCCACGUCUUGUAGCUCCAACCUGCUUGUACCUGGCAUCAAAAGCAGAAGAAAGCACGGUGCAAGCUAAACUUCUCGUAUUUUACAUCAGAAAAAUAUAUUCUGAUGAGAAGUAUAGAUAUGAGAUCAAAGACAUACUGGAAAUGGAAAUGAAGAUUCUAGAAGCUCUCAACUAUUAUUUAGUUGUAUAUCAUCCUUAUCGUUCAUUGUCUCAGUUGCUUCAAGAUGCAAGCUUAAACGAUAUAAGUAUGACUCAGUUAACUUGGGGAGUAGUAAAUGACACAUACAAGAUGGAUCUUGCACUCGUACAUCCUCCACACCUGAUUGCUUUAGCUUGCAUAUACAUUGCGAGCGUACUUAAAGAGAAAGAUACCACAGCAUGGUUUGAAGAGCUCCGUGUGGACAUGAAUGUGGUGAAAAACAUAUCAAUGGAGAUAUUAGAUUUCUAUGAAAACCACCGAAUGAUCCCGGAAGAGAGGUUUAAUGCUGCUCUCAACAAGCUGGCCUUCAAACCCUAGAUGGCCAGGCAAGCCUUCGUGCAAGAAGAUUGUAAAGCUUACUGAGAAACCAAUUGAAUUGAAUGAAGAAAAAUGGCCAUUGUGCUCGCAGCAUUGCAGCUAUCAAUGUAUCUUUACAUGUACUUGUAGAUUUUCAAGAAGUUGAAUAUAUCAAAUCUAUCAUUUCCACACCUCAAUAAACAUUUUGAGACACAUGGGAUUUUCCCUGGCUUCA